Spirometra erinaceieuropaei is the source of this 4796-nucleotide messenger RNA. Lineage: Eukaryota; Metazoa; Platyhelminthes; Cestoda; Diphyllobothriidea; Diphyllobothriidae. The record is from the annotation of a GenBank genome assembly.
AUGGGACGGCUUGCUAGGCUGCCUGUAUUCUGUUUAACAACCAUAUCUGCUGCCGGGCUUCACGCCUCCAAUUGGUUGGUUGAUCCCGUCACGUUCCCCCGCAAGCGUGCUAUCCAAUUCAAAUGCGAAAAAUCGAUUGCGUUUUCUAUUGUCCCCUCCACUCGGGAGACCGUGGCAGGCUCUGGCGGUUCGGGACAUUCUAGGUCCGCCGAAAUGACUUCACCCUACCUGCGCAGCAUUCCCUGUCCUCAGGUACCCGACGUCAGUGUCAACAAUGCUGGGGCGGAUGAGGACGAGUCGGAGAGCAGUGUCAAGGUGAGGACACAAAUCACAUGUCCGGCGAGGUGCGGCAAUGAUUUCAAUCAGCCCACAACAAUCUCCCUGAACCUUACCAUUAACGGUUCGCCUGUGUGUCCUCCCGGGUGUCAACCUGCGGUCACGGCAUCCGAGGUACCUGCCCAGAGCAUUAGCUAUCAACCGUCAGCAGAACAGAUUUCUCCUGUUGAAGACGUCGACGGUCGCAGCGGCUCCCACACCUUCUCUUUUGCACCGGGUUCCAUGAGGACUCCCAGUUACAACGAGGACAACAUGCACGCCGAAGCAGAGGAGGAGGAGGGCGAGGAGGAAGGAGAGGUGGAGGCGGUUAGUAGCAGGAGCUUUCGGAUACAUUCACAACCGCGGGAGACUGAAACAUCCAGCGCCGGACGCGAGGAACCAAUGAAUGAUGUCAACGAGAGGAACUUUCAGUCAAUGUCUCAGAUGCGACGAAGUACGGUGAGCAGUCGGAGGACGGACAGGAGUAAGAGCAAGGUCUUCUCAAAGAUCGAUGAGGCCGAGGAGGCAGAGGAAAUGCGGCAAGGUCAGUCCACUGGUCAGAGUAUGUACGGUGGAUCACGGGGACGACAGUCGAGGUAUACGAAGGUGUACAACGAGCACGGCGAAAAUGCCCACGAGAGAUCCCUGAAGAUCACCCCAGCCGCGAGAAAAAUCCUCACAACCAUCUACGAAACGCUGAAAGAGCUGUUUGAGAAACUUUCCGACGCGCUGGAGAAUGUUGUUUCUAGAAAUUUCAGGCCCUGCGAAGAGGCGUUGGAAGCAAUGGAAAAACUGCAUGGCCUGCUUAAUGAUUUCAUCAAAAGCCUGCGCUACAGCCCUUUUGAAAUUGAGCUGAAGAAUAUUAAUGGUAAAAUUGCAAUGCUCAUAGACGAACUUGAAGUGCAGCCGCCCUUUCUUCUUCUGCGGCUGGUUGAAUUCGGUUUUUACAUAUAUGAGUUCGGAACAUGGAUUCGUGAAAAACUCCUCCCGACCUCCUACGCCCUCCUUAUUCACACAAUUCAGACCAGAAUCUAUGUAAGUCACACAAACAUGCUCCUUUUAAUGUACCAGUUAUCUGGGAUAGGGUAUUGAAACCUGGGUCCCUAGGCCUCUAAAAUUUCUCUCGUUCCCACGUCCCUCGCCCGAAUCACCUGGAUUGAGGUAGAUAAUGAUUGUGGCUUCCGUGAAAAUCCCAGUUUAGCGAACAGCGUGGUGACGAAUCAGCGUUGACAGCAUGUAGGCUGUUUCAUGAAGUCUAGAUUGGAAUUCUGAAGUAUGUUUUCAAUUCGAAAAUAUUACUUAAGUAGGGCUGUCUUGUUAAGUAUUUUGCCAUGUAACGUUAAGCAAACUCCAGUCACACCAGGAUGCCGGCUUUUGAAUGAUCCUCUUAUCAACUACUUGCAUAAACUAUAUUCCGUUAAAGUGACUGCUUAAGUAGCAUGAAUUAUUCCUGUCGAUUUUUGAUAUCCCCACAAAUUCAAACACAUUUUAUAGAAUACGUGUACAACAAUAAUCCUUCUAUUGCCCACUUGGUAGCAAAUUAAGUCUUCUUCAAAUUUUAUUCGCGAAGAACGAAUUCUGCCGGCUAAAACGGAAGCUUUGGAACGAAGCAAGCCGGAGGAAGAGAGUUGAUUCAAAAGAGUCUUGCCAGUUAACGAAGGGUUGGUACGCCAUGCCGGUAGCCGGCACGGUCUUUCACUGAUAAGUACCCCCUUGUUGGGUGUUUGGGUCGAAAAUACAUACCCAUUAUGGAAAAAAACAGUGGAGCUGCGGGGAAAAUUGAAAAGACCGUCGCACUCCCUCAUUGUUUUCCAACAGCAUGACACCCGUGGAAACUCAGACAGGCGUCUCUCAUUUAGGCGCCCGUACACCUGUGCGGCUACGUCCGCUGGUCCUUUUUGUGUAAUUGCGAACGUUUUGUGGGAAAGAUUCGGACGGAAAUGCCGAAGAAUUAUCGAGCACUCCAAACCGCCUGGCAUCGCCAUGAAGGUGGUCUAAGCAAUGGAUAUUGUAAACAGUAUCCGCGGGACUAUAUAAAAUACUAAAAUCAGCGACGAAGUCACAAUGCCAGUGAAGGCUACAGUUGAAGUUCUGCUUACUAAAACGGAUGCUUUUGAAGCAUGUACGUCCGAGGAAGCGAGAGUUGAUCCAAAACAGUAUUGCCAGUCAGAAAAUGGUUGGUACGCAAUGCCGGUAGUCGACACAGAUGUCUCUACGUACGGCCUAUGGCCGAUAAGUAGCACACGUUUGGGUCACAAAAAACUGUUUUGAUGCACUGGCUGAGUAGAAUGAUUUACCAGACAUCCACUUGAAACUUCGGAAAUGACACAAAGCUUCGGUACUAAAAGCCGCCACUGUGUCCGAAAAAAGGUAGUCACAGCGGUUCGUCAAUGAGCGUCGAAAAAUGGAGAAAUAGGUAGAUGCUGAACAGGACAGUUGUGAAUUGUGCAGCGGGCAGAUUGAUAUACAACCAAUUUAGACCUAUUUUGCCUUCAUCCAAUCAGUCAUAACCUUAGUUAUUGUGUGUAAACUAAAGCACAAUCUUUGAACGUGUACACAGGGCGCAGACGGUUCAUACGGGAGUCUUAAGGCAUCUAGUUGAGCCGGGUUCAUCAAUGCCUCGCCAUUACCUGGUGUUCACUGUCGAGAUGCAGGUGGGGUAUUUAUUCAUGACAGUUCGACCCCCGUGGAUGACGACUACAAUUGGGGGUCGCACGGAGUGGGCGAAGCCCCUACGGCCUGGGCACGGAGUAGUUUAUGGUGGGGUCGACUUGCGAAGCGCCUGCCACACCGUCUACGCGUGCCACACACGACCGUGUUCCCGCUGCGUGCAGUCCACGUCUGUGGUUGUGGCUCAGAUCACGCGCACGUGAGUGUCAUAAAGGCCGCAUUAAGAGACUCUGCAGUCUGACUCGGUCCGCUAGUCAGGCGCCGCGCAGUGCUAACUACGACAACCGAGUUAUUCCAUCAGUGGAUAGUCUUCAAAGUAACAACUUUUAGCGUUUCCUGAUAGAUUCAUGCGUGUCAGAUUUAUUGUAGAGAGGAAUGUGCUGGGGGAAAAUGACUGCCCGUUUCCCUCUACCAGACACCUGUAGACUGUUUGCGCCUGCAAAUUAGCUGAUGCUGAGAUUGACACAAUGGAGGACAAGUCUAGACAACCCGUCACGCGUGCCAUUCACAAGCUGGAUCAGUAUCAGGUUUACACGGGAGCGGUUCGAAAGUCAUAUUCGCGAGUGAGCCAUACAUGCAUGAGCGUACCCCGUUCCAUUGGUUUCUCAAAACGAACUGCGAAUGGGUUGGCAGAAUUCACGAACAGACAAGCUUUUAUGUGGCCGAGCUCAGUCAAGCCAUGAUUGCAGGGAGAGACUUGAGGACAGAUAUGCCACAACUCGACACCAACUUGUUUCGUCCGUAUUCUGCCGUCAUACCUUGACCGAGUUAGAUCCGGCAUUUGGCUGCCUACUCGUGACAUCUGCCAACUAGCCCGAGUUUGGUUGCCUCGGGAGGCCAGUGAAUCGGUACGCACGCAUUCUACAUGAACACGUGCAGUCAUGUCCAAUAGAGGCGAAGAGACGAGUCCCAGGAAGUAGUCUUGAAGAAGGAGACACGGUCGCUGGAACAAGAGCUUUAUAAGCCUGACGUUUCGGAUUCCUGCUCAAACUCAUCAUCAGAGACAAAAGCAGAAACGGGUGGUUGAUGCACAAGGAGCUGCAGUAUUUAUAGGAUGCAGUAGCCAUGUUACCGCAUACCUAUGGCAUGCAUGGUUACUGCAUUCUAUAAAUACUGCAGCCCCUUGCGCAUCAACCACCCGUUUCUGCUUUUGUCUUUGAUGAUGGGUUCGAGCAGGAAUUCGAAACGUCAGAUUAAUAAAGCUCUUGUCCCAGCGAUCGUGUCUCCUUCUUCAAGACGUGCAGUCAUGUUCUGUUUCUCGACUUUUCUCGUGACUGUGAGUCUUGGUGGUAGAAAUUACCGGGGGGGGGGGUGGGUGUUCGGGCCCACUGUCUGACUGCAAUGCUUCCGAUGAUCUUUUUUUCUAGCGUCUACACACGGGACGGGUGGUCAGACAAAUCUACUACGUGCCAUUCGACUUCGACCCAAUAGUGGCGCACUAUGCAAAGAGUCGGCGCCUGAUAAAGAUUGAAAAGUUCUGUCACUGUCGGGUCAUCCUUCUGCCACCGACGGAUCCGCGAUGCGGCUACUGUCCCAACAAUUAUCGGACCAUCGAGGUCAACUUCGACGAGCACAAAGGGCACUACUUGGGCUUCACAAGUCUGCUAAACCAAUGUGCAACCUCCAAGAUCUAUACGGCGCGACUGGCGGCCACUGUAUUCAAACGGCUCAGUGGUAUCGAGGUAGAGAUGGAACCGGCAGACAUGCUUCAACUGGAGCGCAGUGAGGCCCGUCUCUGCUAUGCCCAGUUUAAGGCCGAUCUGGUUGGGGGUACUGGGCUGGCCCUGGCACCAAAGAUCGACUCAGUUUAG